This is a messenger RNA of Gorilla gorilla gorilla (western lowland gorilla), 1602 nucleotides long. RefSeq names its product alkaline phosphatase, placental type. The record is from RefSeq and is a predicted model, not a curated record. Gene Ontology annotation, molecular function: alkaline phosphatase activity. NCBI's taxonomy places the organism in Eukaryota, Metazoa, Chordata, Mammalia, Primates, Hominidae. Gene Ontology annotation, biological process: dephosphorylation. Gene Ontology annotation, cellular component: plasma membrane.
AUGCUGGGGCCCUGCAUGCUGCUGCUGCUGCUGCUGGGCCUGAGGCUACAGCUCUCCCUGGGCAUCAUCCCAGUUGAGGAGGAGAACCCGGACUUCUGGAACCGCCAGGCAGCCGAGGCCCUGGGUGCCGCCAAGAAGCUGCAGCCUGCACAGACAGCCGCCAAGAACCUCAUCAUCUUCCUGGGCGACGGGAUGGGGGUGUCUACGGUGACAGCUGCCAGGAUCCUAAAGGGGCAGAAGAAGGACAAACUGGGGCCUGAGAUCCCCCUGGCCAUGGACCGCUUCCCAUACGUGGCUCUGUCCAAGACAUACAAUGUAGACAACGUGCCAGACAGUGCAGCCACAGCCACGGCCUACCUGUGCGGGGUCAAGGGUAACUUCCAGACCAUCGGCUUGAGUGCAGCCGCCUGCUUUAACCAGUGCAACACGACACGCGGCAACGAGGUCAUCUCCGUGAUGAAUCGGGCCAAGAAAGCAGGGAAGUCAGUGGGAGUGGUAACCACCACAUGGGUGCAGCACGCCUCACCAGCCGGCGCCUACGCCCACACGGUGAACCGCAACUGGUACUCGGACGCCGACGUGCCUGCCUCGGCCCGCCAGGAGGGGUGCCAGGACAUCGCCACGCAGCUCAUCUCCAACAUGGACAUUGACGUGAUCCUAGGUGGAGGCCGAAAGUACAUGUUUCCCAUGGGGACCCCAGACCCUGAGUACCCAGAUGACUACAGCCAAGGUGGGACCAGGCUGGACGGGAAGAAUCUGGUGCAGGAAUGGCUGGCGAAGCACCAGGGUGCCCGGUACGUGUGGAACCGCACUGAGCUCAUGCAGGCUUCCCUGGACCCGUCUGUGACCCAUCUCAUGGGUCUCUUUGAGCCUGGAGACAUGAAAUACGAGAUCCACCGAGACUCCACGCUGGACCCCUCCCUGAUGGAGAUGACAGAGGCUGCCCUGCGCCUGCUGAGCAGGAACCCCCGCGGCUUCUUCCUCUUCGUGGAGGGUGGUCGCAUCGACCAUGGUCAUCAUGAAAGCAGGGCUUACCGGGCACUGACUGAGACGAUCAUGUUCGACGACGCCAUUGAGAGGGCGGGCCAGCUCACCAGCGAGGAGGACACGCUGAGCCUCGUCACUGCUGACCACUCCCACGUCUUCUCCUUCGGAGGCUACCCCCUGCGAGGGAGCUCCAUCUUCGGGCUGGCCCCUGGCAAGGCCCGGGACAGGAAGGCCUACACGGUCCUCCUAUACGGAAACGGUCCAGGCUAUGUGCUCAAGGACGGCGCCCGGCCGGAUGUUACCGAGAGCGAGAGCGGGAGCCCCGAGUAUCGGCAGCAGUCAGCAGUGCCCCUGGACGGAGAGACCCACGCAGGCGAGGACGUGGCGGUGUUCGCGCGCGGCCCGCAGGCGCACCUGGUUCACGGCGUGCAGGAGCAGACCUUCAUAGCGCACGUCAUGGCCUUCGCUGCCUGCCUGGAGCCCUACACCGCCUGCGACCUGGCGCCCCCCGCCGGCACCACCGACGCCGCGCACCCGGGGCCGUCCGGGGUCCCCGCUUCGCUGCCUCUGCUGGCCGGGACCCUGCUGCUGCUGGGGACGGCCACUGCUCCCUGA